Molecule: messenger RNA, 1075 nt
Organism: Apis laboriosa (Himalayan honeybee)
Lineage: Eukaryota; Metazoa; Arthropoda; Insecta; Hymenoptera; Apidae
Exons: 3
Coding region: 1-531 (176 amino acids)
Source: RefSeq, a predicted model, not a curated record
AUGAAGUGCUGUCUGUUGUGCAGUGAAAUGCAAAAAUUUUCCUGUAAAAAUAUUCUCGAUCGAAACAAUCUUUCGAAACAAUCGACUUUCUUUCGAGCAACGAUUUAUCGUAAAAUUCGAUUGCAGUUGUGUCUUGCGACGAUUGUCGUUUGCCAAGCAAGGAGAAUACCAAGAAUACCUCAACAUCCGUAUUUUCCUAAUUUCCAACACGUUUAUCAGCCACGAAAUUACCCGAACGAACUAGGGGAUCAGCAUAUCAUCGGAUCACCGCCUUUCUUUGGGAAUUACAGAACGCAAGAAGAGAAUACGGGCAGACAAGGAGGGAAGACGGGGAGAGAAGAAGGUGUGGGACAGGAUUAUUACGAUCAUCGAAUUCCGAUCGACGGUCAACCGAAUUUCGUUCAUCCUUUCGCAGGAGUCCCGUUCGACGAUAUCCCUGUGAACAAUGCUGACUUCGGAGGCCGAGAUAUCAACGCGCCCCAUCGAUACGAACGAUUCAACCAUGCGCUCAAUUACAAUCACCAAUUGUAAUAAAAUCCUUGUGUUUAAUUUGGAUUAAACGAAUAUAAUAGAAAUUGAAUCGCAAUCGACUCAUCGUAGAGCUAGCAAUCUCUUUAUUUCUCCUUCUUUUUACUUCUUUAUAAUUCAAUAUAUAUAUAAUAUAUAUUGAACGUUAUAUCGUUAUAAUAUAAGUUAAUAUAAUAAUCUGUGUAAAUAACGUUAUUAAGAAAGAAAACAACGACGUGAUAAUGAUUAACGCUAGGCUCCCCUUUCUCUUCGAAUCUCAUUUACACUUUUUAUUUACAAUGCUUUGUUUUUUUUUUCUUGGCUCACGGUGUUUUUUUCUUUUUUUUAUUUUCUUUUUCUUCUUUCUUUUUUUUUACGACUUUGGACCAUUCGAUGCGAGGCUACCGUUUCGAGACGGGAGAAAAAAAAGAACGAAUCCUCGAAACGGGUACCUCUUCUCGAUCUGCGGAUCGUUCCACGAUCGAGGCGAUCUCUAAUGGCGGCCGGUGUUUGCGCCAUAAUUGGCUUCCCAUAAUUCUGUUCGGCCGUAAAAAAAAGAAAAGAAAAA